Malus domestica (apple) is the source of this 1645-nucleotide messenger RNA. Its product is annotated as flavin-containing monooxygenase FMO GS-OX-like 9. NCBI's taxonomy places the organism in Eukaryota, Viridiplantae, Streptophyta, Magnoliopsida, Rosales, Rosaceae. Gene Ontology annotation, molecular function: flavin adenine dinucleotide binding; NADP binding; N,N-dimethylaniline monooxygenase activity. The record is from RefSeq and is a predicted model, not a curated record.
CAACAGCACCAAAUUUCCCACACCCAGAAAAUAAAAACAAAAACCCACAACCCUAAACCCUAGACCAACCAUGGUUUCUGAAACUUACCGAUCCAAAAAUGUCUGUGUGAUUGGAGCUGGACCCUCAGGGCUUGUAGCUGCAAGGGAGCUGAGGAAGGAAGGUCACAAGGUGGUGGUGUUGGAACAAAACCAUGAUGUGGGAGGGCAGUGGCUGUACGACCCAAAUGUGGAGGGAGAGGAUCCCUUAGGAAGGGUACCUACCCUAAAAGUGCAUAGCAGUCUUUACACCUCUUUGAGGCUCAUAUCUCCAAGAGAGAUCAUGGGGUUCACUGACUUUCCAUUUGCAGUAAAAAAAGGUAGGGACAUGAGGAGGUUUCCGGGCCAUAGGGAACUUCUAUUGUACCUCAAGGAUUUUUGUGAUUGGUUUGGGUUGAGGGAGUUGAUAAGGUUCAAUACUAGGGUUUCAUAUGUGGGGAUGUUGGAUGGAGAUCAUGUAGUUGGUUGCAAAGAUUUGAAAUGGGUUGUGAAGAGUGUGGAAAAGAAGACCGAGAUUUUCAUAGAAGAGGUGUUUGAUGCGGUGGUUGUGGCCACGGGCCACUACUCUAAGCCAAGGUUGCCAUCCAUUCAAGGAAUGGAUGCAUGGAAAAGGAAGCAACUGCAUAGUCACAUCUACAGGGUUCCGGAGCCAUUUCGUGAUGAGGUUGUGGUGGUGGUUGGGACUUCACUAAGCGGACAAGAUAUAUCAAUGGAACUAGUGGAUGUGGCGAAGGCAAUCUACCUCAGUGGAAAAUCUCUUGACAUAUCUGAGGGCUUGUCCAAAGUCAUUUCCAAACACGAAAACUUGCACCUUCGUCCCCAGAUAGAGGCACUUCAAGAAGAUGGGAAGGUAUUAUUUGUGGACGGUUCUUGGGUCAUUGCAGACACUAUCAUGUACUGCACUGGGUAUUCAUACACAUUCCCCUUUCUUGACACCAAAGGAAUAGUAACUGUGGAUGAUGACAGAGUGAGCCCCUUGUAUGAGCACACCUUCCCUCCAUCACUUGCUCCCUCUUUAUCUUUUAUAGGCAUUCCUAGAAAGAUAAUAGGGUUCCCUUUCUUUGAGUCACAAGCAAAAUGGAUAGCUCAACUGCUCUCUGGGAAAACAACAUUGCCAUCAAGGGAUGACAUGAUGCAGUCCAUCAAGGAGUUCUACCACUCAAGGGAUGUUGCUGGCAUUCCAAAGCAUAACACCCACGACAUCGCCGAGUUUGAGUAUUGUGACAAAUAUGGAGAUCAUAUAGGGUUCCCACAUUUGGAAGAAUGGAGGAAAGAGCUUUGCCUUUCGGCACUAAGAAAUGCUGAAACCGACUUGGAAACGUAUAGGGAUUCGUGGGAUGAUCAUGAGCUGCUUCAAGAGGCUCUUCAAAGUCCACAUUUUACUCAACUUGGGGCUCAAGAUUUAGAUUUUCCUCUUUGAAACCCUACAAAUAUUAUUAUUAUUAUUCUUUUUCUUGGACCACCAAGUUUGAGUAUAUUCUAAGUUUUUGCUUCUAUUAUUAAAAAAAAAAUUAUUAUCCUUUUGUUUUUGUUUUUCAAUAAUGCUUCACAGAUUUUGUAUCAAUAUUUGAUAUUAAAUUCAACUUAACUAAAUUUCUGUUUCAUCAAA